UAUAAUGGUUCAUUUGUUGUUUCGGGAGUUCCUCCAGGUUCUUAUAUUGUGGAAGUUUCAAAUGUUGAGUAUGCUUUUGAACCAGUGCGAGUUGAUAUUAGUUCGAAAGGUAAAAUAAGAGCGAGACGAUUGAAUUUACUACAGCCAUCACUAGUGUCCUCAGUUCCAUAUCCACUGCGCUUAAAUGCGUUACACCGAGUUAACUAUUUUCUGCCUAGGGAAGAAUGGCAUAUAACGGAUAUGCUUAUUAAUGAAAUGGUGUUAAUGAUGGCUUUACCUCUUAUUUUGCAUGUUGUUGCAUCAAAACUUGUCAGUGCGAAUGAUCCUGAAUUUAAAAAGCCAUUUAGUAGCUCACAGGUUUUCCAGGAAAUGGUUAGAAGUAUGCUGGAAAUGGAUUUUCCAGAUGCUUCAGAAGUAUUGACUUCGUGGCUAGCAGGUUAUUCGAAGAAGCCAAGAAAGUCUGCAGCUGGAAACAAAAAAGAACAGGAAACAAUCAUAUAUGUUCCUUGA
Messenger RNA from Thelazia callipaeda (thelaziosis nematode), 510 nucleotides. NCBI's taxonomy places the organism in Eukaryota, Metazoa, Nematoda, Chromadorea, Rhabditida, Thelaziidae. The record is from the annotation of a GenBank genome assembly.